This is a messenger RNA of Synchiropus splendidus (mandarinfish), 7362 nucleotides long. It is a transcript of the gene st18, whose product is annotated as ST18 C2H2C-type zinc finger transcription factor. Lineage: Eukaryota; Metazoa; Chordata; Actinopteri; Syngnathiformes; Callionymidae. Gene Ontology annotation, molecular function: DNA-binding transcription factor activity, RNA polymerase II-specific; RNA polymerase II cis-regulatory region sequence-specific DNA binding; zinc ion binding. The transcript is spliced from 22 exons. The record is from RefSeq and is a predicted model, not a curated record. Gene Ontology annotation, biological process: regulation of transcription by RNA polymerase II. Gene Ontology annotation, cellular component: nucleus. The coding region runs from base 2804 to 5665 and encodes 953 amino acids.
AAGAUGAGAGAAACACCACGUCCGUAGAAACAACUCCUUUUUUUUUUUACUGUGCAGUGUUUUCGAGAGGAAACAAACAUUUUUACCUUUGCGAGAUUCAUAUUGGGCUUAUUUUAAUUGAGCAGAAUUAUUUCAAGCCAACAAUCGGAAAUUCUUCAGUCUAAUCUCCUCAAAUCAGCGAGAGACGGAGCUGGGCCUGCGGGAGGCUCAGCACAAACGUGUGUUGUUCCUGGUGCUUCCUCAACACCAGGAACAACACACGGGUAUCUGCCCGACGAACAAAUGAAAGCCGAAGAGGAAGAGCAGCGGACAUCAGCGCCUGAGUGACAGGAGUGAAAGAGUCAGCAGCUGGAGGCAGAGUUACGCGUGUCGUGUCGUCAGGUCUGCGUGUUUUGCGUGCGUGUCGUGGCUGAUGGAGAACCGUCUGGAGCACAGUUGAGCUGCAGCAGCACCGGCGUCACAGCCGCGCGGCAGGAAGUUCCGCGCAACUUUACACCAGUCCGUCUGCGUCACAGAGCAACGCUGAGGGAGCGAGGCAGAGGAGCAGGUCUGGAUGAGUUUGGCGACUCAAGAGCGAACAAACGAAGGUUGUAAAGCGACACCUGCUCACUCUGUGGUCAUUAGACAAACAGCCGCGUCUCCAUCGGCCGGGCGGCUGCUCCGGCGGGAGCUGUCCGUGGUACCGGCUGCUCGGCUCCAGAGCCUCACCCGUCCCCGAGGCCGGAACCGGCUCCCAGUCGGUCCACCGUCAAGCGUGCCCGCGUUACCUGUCCCCCCUGUAACAGUUAAUCCAGGGAGAUGAAUGAUGUGGAUUUAAUACCACGAGCGACAGCGAGGAUCCAUCUGCUGUUGAGCAGCUGGCCAAAGGAUAAAUGCCAUUAAUUACUUACACUUUUAAACAGUGAUCAGAAACACACGGAGAGCUCGCGUGUCAGGCGGCGGUGUGUGUCGAUCAGGUGGCGCUUUAUUAUUUAAUCACAGGUUCAAAUGGAGUGUUGGAGGAGUCCAUCCAUUGAAAGCUGGCGAUGCAUGUGUGCGGAACAGGGCCAUCCUUCAGCUCUCCCCCAAACCCUUUCAUCUCAGCGUGGUAGUCAAAUACGGGUACCACAGACACACUGCGAAACAUCGAUCCUCGGCCCUAAAUGGAGCACGCCGGUCGCGUCAGUAAAGAGACGAGAUGAAGAUUUGAGAUGGGCUGUGCCCAGCUGGCCGUGCAAAUCAGGUCAAAAGUCAAACCAAGGGUUUUCCAUGUAAAAAGGCGGAUCAAAGACCUGACUUUGAUUUUCAACAGAAUGGUAACAGUGGACCGACAGGACGGCUAAAUGUUCCCAAUUAAUACGACAUGGGAUUUUUCUUUCUUUUUUUUUUUUAAAUCUUGGCUGUGUGGUUUUUGGGUUUUUUUUUCCGCCCAAAUAUAUUUCAGAAUUUACCUUGAUUGUAAUGUACCUCAUUGGCUGUGGUUUUGUUUGUUGGCCUAACUAUAAAGGAUCUGCUUAUACCCUUGUGGGUUGGGAAGAAUGAGGAUUUAUGAAUUUAUUUCCUCUGUUGUAUUGUUUAAACAGCUUUGGUUGAGUUUUGAUCCCUUCCUCUCGCCUUUGAGGCUGUUCCACGGUGUCAGCUGUUGACUGAUAGUAAGAGAACUGCCUCACAGUGUGAAUGAAAGAAAACUAGCGGUUGGUAAACACUGAUAAGGGAUAAAUAGAAAGCGGUCAGGCAGAGAUAGUUCUGUGGGAGCCCAGAUUGUGUGCGGUCUGUUAAAAUGAGAUUCGGAGCCUGUCCUUUUUAUUCUCAGCCCCCCGCCCCCCUCCCCAGUGUGGCGUUUGUCUGGAAACUCUCCAGUGACCCGGCUCCAUGGUCCCAGGCCGCCGCGUUCCGCCUUUUUUUUUCCCCCGCUUUUUGUUUUGUUUUACUAACAGGGGUCAAGUUGGCCGACAGACACGUCCCUGAUGGCUGAGGACAGCUGUCGGCACUUUCACAACAGUUACCUUUUCAGCAGGUUUAAAGGAGACAGGUUGGAGAACUUUGAUCGUGUCUACAAACCCCUCAGCACCUUCACUCCAGCUGGACAGCGGGUCCAGGCCCGGGGUCAAAUCCCGGACCCAGGUGGAAUGUCCGUGUUCACACCCAUGUUUGGGAAAUUGCCGUCGCAGUGUUGUGAGGCUUUAAAAAAGCACUGCCGAGUCGGCGUUGGACCGGAUCAGUGGAUCCAGGCCCGGCUGCUCCUCAACUGGAGCGUUAAAGUCCCAACGAUGGCGUCACGAAAACGGGCUAACCGAGGUUUGGUCUUGAGACGAAGCUGCUGGUAGAAAUGACUUCUGAGCCUGGAACAUGACCUUCAUUGGCUAAGGAACAAACAAGGGUUCAUGUUAAAGUCGGCGGCUCCUUCCGCAUGAUUCCUUGAAAAAGGGAAAGAGGGCUUCAGAGGCCUCAGGAUCAGCGCGGCGGUGUUUACACAGGAGAGAGAACUCAGCCCAUUGUAUCCCCAGCAGCUCCUGAGAUUGGUUGUUAAGUGAAUGAGGAGAAGGGAGGAAAAAAAGCUAUCGGGUGAAUAUCAGUGACACACACACCCACCCACCCAGGCAGGCAGGCAGCAGAUCUGGAGCAGGCAGGCGAGCGAGCGAGCGAGGAGUACCCCGGACCGCCGCGCUCUGCUCCCCCUCCAUGUCGGGGAGACGCCACACAAAGGCUGGAGCCGCUGGGGGCCGCGCUACAUGCUCGCCUCCCGCCGCCUCUCAGGAGCCAACGUGUUGAUCGGGCGGGACGACGUGGGUCUGGCUACACGCUGAUCAGUCCACCAGCCAAGAUGGAUUCGGACGCUGAGGAACAAACCCUGAGGACCGGCAGCAGUCAGGCGGAGCUGACGGCCAGCGCAGCGGAAACAUACAGCCCAUAUGGGUGCGUGGCUGGUAAAAGAAGCGCUCAGGACGGGGUGCAGGGUGCCCCCAUCAACAAGAGGAAGUCCCUGCUGAUGAAGCCCCGCCACUACAGCCCCAGCGCGGCUUGUGAAGAGGAGAGCGAGGACCUGGCACCACCGCGGGACAAAGAGGAGCCGAGGAACACUGACACUCCAGCAGACGGGGACUUGGGUGGAAUGGACGGCAGCUGCGAGGCACUGCUGCAGAAGUGGUCACCAAGCUGCUCGCCCAGGUGCCACCAGCCUGAAGGCCCGGCGCCGGAGGACGAGAGCCUCCAGCCUGAGGCUGACCACCGCAGCCCGGACAGAAUGAGCGGCACGUCCUCGCCAGCGAGUCCGUACAGAGACACGAGGGACGCCGAGUGGGAGCCCGUGUCCUUCUCAGCCAAGGUGGACGGCAGCAGCUACUGCAGCCCCUCACCAGCCUCCGACGACCUCUCCAGGAACGCCGUCCCCGGCCUUUUACACGCCGGAGCUCUGAGCUACAAGCUUCAGCAUCCCGAAGAAGACAGCGAAGGAGAGCUGGAAGCGGAGCGGCCUCCCCGACUGGAAGGGUGGGCGCUGGGCCUCCACCAGAGGGCGCUGGAAAUGAGCGGAGGGAGGGUGAACAUGAGCCUGCUGGAGCAGGCCAUGGCUCUGCAGUCGGAGCAGAGGCAGGUGCUGCACCACGCCUACAGGGAGAUGGACCGCUUCCUCCUGGAGCAGAUGAGCCACGAGAGACGGAGCCAGCGCGUGAUGGACGUGGACAGCGGCAGACUGGCAGGCUACCACGCAGGAAAAGACUCUCCACGCGGCGACAAGAAAGACAUCAAGUGUCCCACUCCGGGCUGCGACGGCGUGGGUCACGUGACAGGCUUGUACCCGCACCACAGGAGUCUGUCGGGAUGUCCUCACAAAGUGCGCGUUCCUCCAGAAAUUCUGGCGCUGCACGAGAACGUCCUCAAGUGUCCCACGCCCGGCUGCACCGGCCGAGGCCACGUCAACAGCAACCGCAGCACGCACCGCAGUCUGUCGGGCUGCCCCAUCGCCGCUGCCGUCAAAGUCUCCAAGCCUCAGGACGAGAGCCUGAAGUGCCGACAGACGCCGGAGCGCGCGCCCAGAGCCCUGGGCCUGAUGAAGAAGUUCGAGCUGAACCAGCUGAGCUACCGACUGGCGCCCCCGGUGGCCGCGCUGCACCCCGGCCUCACCAAAGACAUGGACAAGUUCAGCAGGCUGCGCUUUGAUCACGCCAGCUUUGAUGCGCAGGUCUUCGGGAAGCAGCCUCUGAUGGGCGGCGGCUCGGAGCCGGAGUCGCCGCAGCCCUAUCCUGGCUUCGCCGCCCCCGGUGGCCGCCUGCCCGCCCCCGGUCACCGCAGCCCCUCCGCUCACUUCAAAAAGGACCACGCCGCCACCGCCGCCAUCCUCAACCUGUCCACUCGCUACCGGACCAGCACGGAGGCCACUGCCACCAAGGACAUGCUCAUAGAGGUGGACGAAAACGGCACUCUGGACCUGAGCAUGAAGAAACCCAAGGACGGCGUCCGAGUCCAGUCCGAGGAGCCGGCGGUGGCCAAGAGCGGGAGCGCCCUGGUCAGCCCCGCCUUCUACCAUCCGCCGUGCGAGAGGGACGGCUGGGAGGGCCCCGUCCCCUUCAGCAAGGCGCUGGCUCUGCAGUACAGCGAGGAGGAUUACGAGCAGGCCACUUUGGAGGAGCCCUAUCACGGAGACGGUGGCAUGAUGAGCGCCCGAGCCAGACUGCUUCUACGGGACUCCAAGAAAGAGCUUUUGAGCAGCUGUCCGACGCCAGGCUGCGACGGCAGCGGUCAUGUGACGGGGAACUACGCCUCGCACCGCAGUGUGUCUGGAUGUCCCCUGGCUGACAAAACACUCAAAUCGCUGAUGGCAGCCAACUCUCAGGAACUAAAGUGCCCAACACCUGGUUGUGAUGGAUCUGGACAUGUGACCGGGAAUUACGCUUCUCACAGAAGCCUGUCAGGAUGUCCCCGUGCCAGGAAAGGAGGACUGAAGCUCACACCAAACAAGGAUGAAAAAGACGAGCAGGAGCUUAAGUGCCCAGUGUUUGGCUGCGACGGACAGGGCCACAUAUCGGGGAAGUACACGUCCCACCGCAGAGCGGGCAGUUGUCCACUGGCUGCCAAGAGACAGAAGGAGUCGUCCGUCAACGGGCUGCCCUUCGCCUGGAAGGCCAACAAGCAGGAGCUGCCGCACUGUCCUCUGCCGGGCUGCAACGGCCUGGGACACGCCAACAACGUGUUCGCCACCCACCGCAGCUUGUCCGGUUGUCCGCUCAACGCGCAGAGUAUCAAGAAGAAGCACUCGGAAGAAGAAAUGAUGACCAUCAAGCUGAAGACCAGCAGCGGCAUCGAGGACAAAGAAGACAUGCAGCACCUGGACCACGAAAUCAAGGAGCUGAACGACUCCAACAUGAAAAUCGAGUCGGACAUGAUGCAGCUCCAAACCCAGCAGAUCUCCUCGAUGGAAUGUAACCUGAGGAGCAUCGAGGAGGAGAACAAGAUGAUGGAGCAGCACAACGACAGCCUUCUGAAGGAGCUGGCCCGUCUGAGCCAGGCCCUCAUCAACAGCCUCACCGACAUCCAGCUGCCUCAAAUGGGACCCAUCAGUGAGCAGAACUUUGAAGCCUACGUCAACACCUUAACUGACAUGUACAACAACUCGGAGCACGAAUACUCGCCGGAGUGCAAGGUCCUCCUGGACAACAUCAAACAGGCCAUCAAGGGCAUCCACCUGUAGGGGCCUCUCGGCGCCAGCCAACGGCUCCAGGUGGCUCCACUUGACUGAGGGGCGCAGGCCUGGCGCGUGUGGAGGACGGGGCUCUGGGGAAGGGUUUCCCAGCAAAUACACGGAGCAGAGCGAAAAUGAGGGGCCAGAUGUGUCAUGCUUGUACUGUUCCUGCACUCGUGUGUUCAUCCCGGUGAGAUUUCGACUCCUCUUGCACUUAAUCAUUUUGUAUGGUUUGCUUGAUUUGAAUCCGUAGAAAUAUAUAUAAAUAUAUAUAUAUAUGUUGAUGUCACUCUUGAAUUACUGCUAUUUAUUAUGAUUAUAUUUGUCGGUAUUUAUUUGACUUUUAUUUAUUUCAUGAGGUGUGAAACUGAAUCUCUGCACAUUGUAAAUGACACGGACGCACGGCCCACUCUCGUGGCUUCCUUCACCACCUCGUGUUGGAAAAGAAAGUGUUGAGGCUCCCGGGGGGAAAUACCAACCACCGGAAUGGGUUGGAUCAUUUAGUGCUUUUUAAUAGCUAUUGGAAACUGAAUGUAUGAGCGGACAAAGAAGGCUGCGGUGGCAAAGACGCAGCGGGACUGUAUUAGGCUUCUUCCCCCUAAAAACUCAAAAGAAAGCACGAGGUCCAUAAACGCAAGCAGAGAAGGAAGCGUCACUCUCAGCGUCGGCAGCAGAGUGCGACGAUUAACCACCACUUUAUCUUUUUCUUUCCGCUCAUGUUUCAAGAAAAUCGAGUUCUCCAACUGCCUUCCGUGCGCACUCUGGCGUGUGCACAUAGUAUGUGCCUAACUGUAUAUGGAUCCAUGAAACGAUACGAGCGCUGUGUUCUGUGGUAGGACAGUAUUACGUGGAUGGCGUCUCACUUAUGACACAGCGCAGUUGUUUUAUAGCACCGCAGGAGAGCUUUCCGAGCAGCACUGUCUGAGGCCUCGGUUUCAAACAAUCGGGCGGAUUCAGGCAGCAGGAGCUGCGGACUGGACUUGCUCCGCAGGUGUGGAGCCGAACCGUCCCUGACCAGCCGAUCCAUCCGCGGCUCGACUGACUGUCACGAACGAUGGCUCGGUGUAACCUGGAAACGUAUUCCAAAAAAACGAAGCACUUUCUCUCGUGACGCGUUUCACCAUGAACUUCAGCGGCUCACCUUCACGUCACUGCUGAGCUGACGUGGACACGUGCACGUGGAGGUGCCAUCCGCGGGCACACAUCUCAGUGAGAAUAUCAGAAACUCGCAGAAUGGUGGAAGGGUUUGGGAGUGCUGAGGAAAGCCAGUGUGGCAUGGGAGCGGAGGCGACACACUGUUUCAGAUGAGGACCACAGAGAGCCAGGCAUGGGCCCGGACAGGGACGGAAACUCGCAAAACAAAUGUAUCGAAAUGUUCUUUGGAGUGGGAUCACCGUUUCAAAAAUGGAUCCCGAUCUUUAAUGUAUUCAACACGAUAGUUAAUUCCAACACCACGCAUUAUUUGCUCAGGAAGUUUGUGUGACAAAUAUUUAUUUUUCCCUGUUAGUAUUUGAUGUUUUGUAAUGUGAAAUGCUUCUUUUGUGAAACAAUGCUAGUACCAAUUGGAAUUGUAGUGUAUUUCUUUCUCUGAUCAUUCGUUUGGUUUUCUUUUUUUUUCCGUUUGAGGUAGUUUGUAAAUUGAUGAUUCCUAUUACUUUUACUAUUUCAUAAUAAACAGAUAUGCGCUGUGUUGUACAGUUUGUGUA